AUGUCCGGAAGCGCUUGCGAAGGAUUUGGUGCAGGUGGCCGGUUGUACGGUGUGACGCAGAUCUCUGUGUCGAACUCCGUCUCCGGCUCUUCCGUUGGCAGAGAAGCUGGAACAUCCGGGGCCGGAACCUCCGGGGCCGGAACCUCUUCUUUUCUUGUCUUCUUGCUCGGGGAUGUCUGGUCUAAAGUUAUACAGCUUAAUGUUGCAGAGACCAUUGAGUACCGCUUUUUUGUUGGGCGUUUUCUGGAAUGUGACAAAACUGAAAAUGGAGUUGAGCUGACCAUUGUCCGGUGGGAAACUCCUCUUAAUGCACGUUGUCUUAAAGUGAAUGGUCCUCUGUCAUUGCCAGUUGCCGAGUUUGGAAACUUUAAUGGGUUCAACAUGGUCACCAGUGGUUGGCUGACUGGACAGACAUGUAUGCAGCUUCGUAUCCAUGACGAUCCCAUUGUGAUGUGGAAGUCACGCUACAGAAAUCAAAUGUACCGCAUAAAGUGUGUGCCUAUGGAUUACAGACCAAACAAGAUGUCACACUCGGAUGUAGAAGAAGACAGCAUAGAUGGACCUUUAUGUUCAAGCACAAGAACCACAGUUUUGGUAUUAAAUGAUCGUGAAUAUAAUUCGGGUUCUCAGGAUGCAUAUGGAACUGUGUUCAACAAUGAAGACUACCUUGUUUUCAAAGUACAGUCAUUUAACUGCCAGCAUCUUGGCUUUCAGUUGGAAUUUUUCGUGCAUGACCCCAAACUUCCUCCAGAUGAGGCACCCAAGUACAUUGGAUUUACUCACAUUCUACCUUUGGAGCAGCAGAGAUCUUUAGGAGUCCGACUUCGACUUCCCAUAAUGGGUCUUCGACACAAACCAAUUGGUGAAAUUUAUAUUGAUUAUUUACUAAUCAAACCUUUCACGACACACAAGUGUUACAUGGAUGUGUCCUACCAGGGCCACUGGGGCAUGAAAGGGAAAACACUCGACAUCGGACAUCGUGGAAUGGGAGUGUCACAAAAACACAUAGAACUGGUACAUGAAAAUACUCUGGCAUCAUUUUCUGCUGCAGCUAUUCAUGGUGCUGAUAUGGUGGAAUUUGAUGUUAUGCUAACAAAAGACCAUGAACCACUUGUGUUCCAUGAUUACACUGUUCACCUUUCGUACAAGAAGGGCUUUGAUGAAGAAGCACAGUUGUUUGAAAUACCCAUAAAGGAUCUCACUCUUGCACAGUUACAUUCUAUGAAGUUAUCUCAGCCUUGCUGUGUUGCCGGAUCGCAGAUUGAUCUGUCAAAAGAAAACGACGAGCAAAAAAAGCCAUUUCCCACACUGAAGCAGGUUUUGUUGGAGGCUGACAAACGGCUGGCCUUUUUCAUGGAAGUAAAACAUCCACUUACGGUCGAGAGUGGAAAGGUUGAGUUGGAUCAGUAUUUUGACCACAACCUCCACAUUGACAAGAUUUUAGAGGUUGUCUUCAAUUAUGCAGGGUCAAGGAAAAUAGUCUUUGCCAGCUUUGAUGCUGAUGCUUGCAUCAUACUUCAGCAGAAGCAGAACCGUUAUCCAGUUAUGUUUUUGACCUGUGGACAGACUGUGCGCUGGGAACCAUACAAAGAUUUCCGUUGUAGAAACUUUCCAGUUGCAAUCAGCUUUGCCCUGUCAGAAGGACUUAUGGGCGUGGGUUUGAACCUGGAAAUUGUUCUUCAAGACAAAGACAUGUCGGUGAUGAAGAAGGCUCAUGAAACCGGACUGGUGACCUUUGUGUGGGGAGAGGAGGCCAACAACAAGGAAAUGAUCAAGCAGCUCCGGCGACACGGUGCAGACGGCAUCAUAUACGACAGAAUUGAUUUCCACAGACCUCGUGAUAAUGUUCAGUUUGAGUUGGAAGACACCACCAACAAGACAUUGAUGAAGGAGUUUAAAGAUGUGGGUCAGAUCUCGAAGUAGUUCUGUCGAGUUCAAACAUCUAUUUUGGGCUUGGCUGUAAUGAGUAGUGAUACACAAAUAUAUUUGUUUGAUGUCGCAAAAUAUUUGUUAGCCUUCAUAAUAAGGGUUUGAAAUAUUAACUAUUGUUGAAAAACAGAUUAUUUUAUCUCUAUGCAUUGAUUAGGCCUUUAAAAAGAUUGUUUCUGGGAACCCAACUAUACAUAGGAAAAAAGAACAAAGUUAAACCUUUUUUAUUUAAUGUGUUUUUAAUUUGGCUUUUAUUGACAUGUAGGUGAAAAGAAUACAUACAUAACAUUUUGUCUGUACCCAUAGGGUGAAUGUAGUACAAUAAAAAGGGAAAUUAAAAAAAAGAGAAGACUACCUGGGUGUUUUUGGCACGUUCCUUGAAACACUUUUUUUUUUCAGUUGCUUUUUGUAGUUGGUGCAAAACUUGUGUGAGAAACAUUUGCUCAUUUGGAUAUUUAGUAUAUAUAUAUAUAUUUAUAUUUUAUAUAUAUAUAGAUAUAUAUAUAUAUAUAUAUAUAUAUAUGCAGAUAUCACUUUGUUACAUGCAAUAUUUAUACCAGUAGUUCAAUUAUUUAAACAUGUUGUCAUAAUAACUGUUUUAUGCAGGAGAUCAAAUCUUGUGUUGUACUAGAUAUAAGCCAGUAGAAUUAACUUUUGUUGAGAAUUGCAUGUGUUGCACAUAUUUGUUGCAUUAUUUUCUCAGUUUGAAUAUAUGUGUAUGAUGUACCUAUAACAAUUUUAUUAUCAUAGAAAAACAAAGAAGUCUUUUCCAUCAGUAAAAUAUGUUUUAAAACAACAAUUGAACCACAUGGACCAACAUUUUAUUUUAAUCAUCUAUUUAUUCAUUUUUACUUAAGAAAAUACCUGCACAGUUUUAGUAAAUUGGUUUGAAAUUUGAGUUAAAUUCAUUCCAGAGAUGUUAGAAUGAAAUAGUAAUUUUGGAUAACAAUUUUGUUUUUGUGCCCGGUGAUAUGUGUUCUGGUAUUAUUUUGGGAAUCCCACGUUUCUGGUUGUAAGCACUGCUGAAAAUACUGCAAAAUUGAAGUUCAUAGAAAAAUGUAUAUCGGUUUUUCUUUUAAGUCAUGUGAUACCAGUUUUACCAGUCCAUGCACUAAUAAGAAAAGAUUGUGAACAGAUUGGAAUUACGAUUUCCUAAUUUGCAGUGUUCGACAAAUGUUUGAUAAAAUCACUAGCCAUCACAGAGGCUUUGGCUAGUGCCCUAUGUAGUAUACUGUAUAAUACUUUAUUUUCACGUGGAAUUUAUUUUCGCGUUUUUCGCGUGUGAAUGAAAUUCGCGAAAAUAUAUUCUACGUGAAAAUAAAGGCCGACUAAAAAAACAUAGUCUCGUUCAACUAUAACUCAUUAGUUUCUAAUUAUCGAGGCUAAUAGUAACAAUGCAAUGUCCCUCCUGUCAUGGAAAAAAACAACACAAAACACAAAAUCUGCUUAAAACUUUAAAUCAAGAACACGAUGCAAAGUACAUACAUGAUAAUAAAACAAUACUAACAUUAAAAAGCUUUAUGCCGUUUUCCUUCGCAAGUGCUAGCGAUCAGUUCAUCAGAUAGUGACUACACGUGUUGAACAACGGAAGUUACACAUGUUAAAAUGUGGAAUUGAAAAAAUCCGGACUAGGCUUAUCACAGAUAUUAUUGAUAGAUGUUCAGAUUCAAAAUGUUAUUUUUAUUUGUCACAAAGGCCUGCAAGUCUGAAGCCUGUUCAUAUUAAAUCCGUUUUUCCUUUCAUAGUUUCUGCCUGUUCGGUGGCAUUAUUGGCAGCUUCAAAAGAUAUCGCUUGUUCUGCAGACAAACAUUCUUUAGGAUUUGGUAAACCCGAUAAUUUUGGUUUCUGAACUGUAUUCAGUCACUUGAACAACGACAUUUUAGAACUUUACCAAUGCAGAUACAUUUUCGAAAUGAAUGUAAGCGCUACAUUCAUAAUGCACGUCGCGACUUUACACUAAAGAUUUUGCCUGUUAGCCAAUCACAAAUCGUUUUUAAUUAGUAUUUUGACGGCAAUUUAUUACUAGUAUUGUUACCAAUCAAUCGUUUCGUUUUGUUUUCGGUUUCGGUUUUUACAACAAUUAUGAGGAUUAUGGAAAAACUACGGUCAGCACCUUCUCUUAAGUUUAUAAGCUUGUAAAUAAUAAAAGUCUUGAUUGGUUCAAGUAGGAAAACUGUUGUUUUAUGGUUUUACUCAUUACAGCAGAUCUCUACUGUGUACAGUAGGCCUACUCGUGUGUGCAUAUUAUGGGGUUUGUUCUACAGAUUAGCCUCACAACCGGUGAACCGGCAAAACUAAGUUCCGUUUUCAAAUCAAAAUUAUUCAUAUCAGUACUACUACUUCUAUUUUUUUUCUUUUUCUUUUCUGUUUUUUUUUUUUUAGGGGUUGGGGGAUUCGCGAAAAUAAAUGUUCGCGAAAAUAAAGUAUUAUACAGUAGUAAUACAGUUGUUAAUUUCCACUAACCCAGACCAAAAAUUAACUAACUAGGACCAAGGGCUAGUGGAUUUGUCAAACUCUGCAAUUUAAUGUUAAGUUAUUUGGCAAAUUAGUGAAUGAUGCCUUACACUCUGUUAGUAUUGUUCUCGGUUGAAGUCGCUUUUUUAGCACUGGUUACAGAACGACUAUAGGUUUCAUCUUAAUAAGAAAACAAAUGCAGGUUUAUUCAACAUUUCAUUUCUUAAAAUCAUAAACAUAUAUAAAAGAACAAAUGGUGUAAGUUUUAGAGAAGACAUAUAGCCUAACAAAAGUGAAAAGAACUCUUUAAUUUCAGCAUCACCAUACCACACUUUCACUUGUACAGUUCUUUUUUCGAUAGGUGUGGGGUGUACUCCAUUGUGGCCAUAUAUUUCAGCACUAUUCUCAGUUAGCUGCUAAAAGAGAUACUCCACCACGACAGACAUCCACGUAAUACAACAUUGAGGGGAGUGAUUAAUUGCUACCCUAACUUUGAGCCAUUUAAGAUGCCAUCAUAUUGAGCAUUGAUAUUUAAUGCUUUUGUAGUUUGUACUGUUGUUUUUUAAAUUUACAUGCCAAGGGGAGCUAUAAAUGACUGUACUUGAACUAGUCGUAGAGAAGUGAUGAGGAGUCAGAGUGAUAGCUCCCCUUAAAUGGCAAAUUCUGUCACUGAGGUUAUAACAUAAAUCACGAACAAGUGAUGAAAACAAUAAAUUAAUCAUAGUAUAGGGAUGUCAGCAUAAACGAUAAUGACAUAUAGCCAAUCGUAAACUAACCAUAAAAUUCUCACUUAUUUUUCCAUCCUGCAUUUAUUUUCUUCUAAUAGCUUACAUGUUUUUAUAAAUGUCCACCAGCUGACCAGUUGCAGAAAUUAUUGGUUGAGUUGUUGCAGAUUGGUACUUUCUGAAGUGAGUCCAGAUGUUAUAAAUGUCUCCAAUCUCUAUGCAUUUACAGUAUGUACUCGUUUAUUAUUUCUUUUCAAUAUGACAUGUGUGUGUUUACAGGUGUUCAAAAAUAUGAUGACAAAUUGUAAUAUUUAUCUCCCCAUUUUUUUGUACAUAGAUCAUAUUCAUUUCAACAAGUACCUAUGCAUUGCUUCAAUAAUCAACAGGCUACAAUUUGUAGCUCAACUGAUUUUGUUUUGAUAUUUUGAUCUUGUGGUACAAUGUAUUGAGAAUAAAUAUAUUUUAAAUAUUUACUGAUCAAUGUUGGACAUCUUAAAUGAUGUGUUUAAUAGGGUAAACCUGUAUUCACAAAUGGCUGGCUAUUUAUUCUGGACCUACCAGUGUUUCUGCCAGAAAGACAUUUUUGGGUAUGGCGCUAUGGAAUUGAGUGCAACCACAGUCGACGGGGUAUGAGGGGCUCUCCCAGAAAGAAAAUGGGUUACUUUAGGGUUAGGGUUAAGAAAAUCAUACAGUAAUUAAUUUUGUCAAAUGGUUAACUUAAAAGAGAAACAUUUACAAAAACAUUUGGGUAUGGCACCAUACCCGUUUUACCCUCUGGCAGAAACCCUGGUUACCACUGAGGGCUUUUCCAGCAGUGAUCACAUUGAGGUGGGGGAUCGUGGAUAACAGGUGUUUGUUUAUUUUUUUCUUCCCUAUUUCUUUCCCUCCAUCCCUCCGACUAUUCUUCUGCUGCAUGCCAAAGUCAUGUCUAUAUAUCCUGACCAUGUAUAAAAUAAAACACUAUUCAAGGCAAAAAAAC
Molecule: messenger RNA, 6087 nt
Organism: Gigantopelta aegis
Lineage: Eukaryota; Metazoa; Mollusca; Gastropoda; Neomphalida; Peltospiridae
Product: glycerophosphocholine phosphodiesterase GPCPD1-like
Exons: 17
Coding region: 1-1923 (640 amino acids)
Biological process (GO): glycerophospholipid catabolic process
Molecular function (GO): glycerophosphocholine phosphodiesterase activity
Source: RefSeq, a predicted model, not a curated record